AUGGUCUUGAGACAGCUUGCACCCGUGCCCCAGGCCAGUAGGAACGGCAAUACGAGGCCUGCGAAAGAGUCGGCCGUUCUUCAACGAGAUCUUUCUUAUGACUUUGCCCUCCUUGCGCGAGGCGAGGGCAACUACCUCGUGCUCGAGGAUGGACGGAAGAUUUUUGACGGAUCAGGAGGGGCGGCCGUUGGCUGUCUGGGCUGGGGCAACCAAAGGGUGGCCGAGGCUGUCAUGAAGCAGGUGCUCGCCAUCCCAUACUGCGCAACCGUCUUCUACACAACGGGUGUACAAGAAGAAUUGUGCUGCUAUCUGGUCGAAUCGACCAAGGGACAUAUGGGACGUGCUUACAUCGUCAACUCUGGCUCCGAGGCCAUGGAGGCUGCAGUAAAACUCGCGAGACAAUACUUUCUGGAACUGACUCCCAGCCAGCCCCAGAGAACGCGCUUCAUCUCGCGACGGCAGUCGUACCAUGGAAUCACACUCGGGGCGUUGGCAGUUGGAGGACACGACUAUCGCCGGGCAAAGUUCGAGCCGUUAUUGAUGAAGAAUGCGACACGAGUCUCGCCAUGUAACGCAUACCGUGGGAAGAAUCCCGGAGAGACGGACGAGGACUACGUAGCUCGCCUGGCAAAGGAGCUGGAUGAUGAAUUCCAGACUGUUGGUCCAGACACGGUCUGCGCUUUCAUUGCUGAGCCGGUAGUUGGCGCUGCACUGGGGUGUAUGCCCGCCGUUCCCGGGUACUUCAAAGCAGUGGCGGAAGUGUGCCGCAAAUAUGGUGCGCUUCUCAUAUUCGACGAAGUGAUGUGUGGCAUGGGCCGAACGGGAACACUGCACGCAUGGGAGCAGGAAGGAGUAGCGCCCGACAUCCAGACAAUUGGCAAGGCGCUAGGCGGAGGCUACCAGCCGGUCGCGGGUGUGUUGGCGAGCAAGCAUGUGAUGGAUGUGCUCCAGAAGGGCAGCUCUGUCUUUGUGCAUGGGCACACAUAUCAAGGACACCCUGCGGGAUGUGCUGCAGCGCUCGAAGUGCAACGCAUCAUCCUGGAAGAGAACCUCCUCGCCAACGUCCGAGCCAUGGGUGCGCUUUUGUCGAGACGGCUCAAGGAACGACUAGCAAGUCACCCCAACGUCGGUAACAUCCGGGGCCGUGGGCUGUUCUGGGCCCUCGAGUUCGUGGCAAAUAAAGCGACAGCAGAGCCUUUCCCGGUCGAAGACCAUGUUGCUAUGGAAAUCUGCGAGAAGGGCUUAUCAAAGGAAUACUUGGUCAACGUCUAUCCGGGUUCUGGUUCGGCAGAUGGCAUUCGAGGAGACCAUAUCAUCAUCUCUCCCGCCUUCAACAUCCGCAGUGACGAAGUCGAAUGGCUCGUGGAGACGAUUGGGAGGCUGGUUGACGAUUAUUUUGCUGAGAAGCGAAGGCAGUGA
Molecule: messenger RNA, 1419 nt
Organism: Thermochaetoides thermophila DSM 1495
Lineage: Eukaryota; Fungi; Ascomycota; Sordariomycetes; Sordariales; Chaetomiaceae
Product: aminotransferase-like protein
Exons: 4
Coding region: 1-1419 (472 amino acids)
Cellular component (GO): cytosol
Molecular function (GO): transaminase activity; pyridoxal phosphate binding
Source: RefSeq, a predicted model, not a curated record